Molecule: messenger RNA, 1329 nt
Organism: Pelodiscus sinensis (Chinese soft-shelled turtle)
Lineage: Eukaryota; Metazoa; Chordata; Testudines; Trionychidae
Source: RefSeq, a predicted model, not a curated record
AGAGCAUAGAAGUGAUCUCCUACAAUGGAGGAAGCCAAACAGAAAGGCAAGGCGAGGGGUACCAGGGCCGCACAGAGUUCUUCACCUCUCAGCUGAGCAAAGGAAAUCUCUCCCUGAUGCUGAAGAACAUCCGGGUGACUGACAAAGGGAAAUACACUUGCCGGGUUGAUGUCUCAGACUGGCAUGGAGAAGCCUACAUUGAACUGGAGGUGACGGCUCCCUACAGAAUCCUUCCUCCCAACAACCCUGUUAUUGGAGUCAUUGGAGCAGACAUCAUCCUCCCAUGCCAGCUCUCAGUCACUACGUUAUCUGGAAGCUUCAAAGUGCAGUGGAAGCUGUUAAGAUCAUCAGCACUAGUCCAUGAAGUCUCCUACAAUGGAGGAAUCCAGGCAGAAUCAGAAGGGGAGAAAUACCGGGAUCGAACGGAGCUGUUCUUCACUGGAAUGACUCAGGGGAACCUCUCAUUGAAGCUCAAGCACGUCCAGGCCUCUGACAAAGCAGAAUACAUCUGCAGCCUGGAUUCUGACAGCUGGUAUGAUGAGAUGGUGGUGGAACUGGAUGUAACGGGCAAAUUCAGAAUCCUCCCCCCAAGUCACCCUGUUAUUGGGGUUAUUGGAAAGGACGUGAUCCUGCCCUGCCAGCUCUCAGACACCAUUAUUCCUACAAGCAUCACUGUCCAAUGGACCCUCAUCCAGCCCUCUAAGAAACCAGUCAAAAUCCUCUACAAUGGGAGGUUCAGUGAGGACCAGCAGAAUGAAAGAUCCUGGGGUGCGAUGGAGGUCUUCAGCACUGAGUGGACUAAGGGCAACAUGUCUCUAAAGCUGAACAACAUCCAGCUCCCCGACAGAGGGAAAUAUCUCUGCAGUGUGGCAGCUGGGGACUGGAAGGACAAGGUGGCCAUCGAGCUGGAGUUGACACCAACAGGAAACAGACAGAGGGGAGGAGAAUUCAGAAGAGCCGGCCAAGGUCAUAGGAAAGCUCCAGCUAAGAGAACUAAGAAGCAUAACGUGAAGAAGAAGGCAGAAUAACAGAAGAGCAGAACAACCAGAAAUGUCUACGGGAUAUUGGCACUAAAGAGGGUGUUUACACUGUGUAACAAACAUCACAUUGAUUAUAGCUUUGUUAAUGGAAUAAAUUGAGGUGGCACCAUAACAAAAGUCUCAGGGUUCAAUUAGAAUUGUUAUUGCUAACACUGGGCAGGAAAGAAUUUUCCAAUGCCCAGGAAAUUUUUUGUAACCACAAAACGGCUCUGACUGUCUGAUGCUGGGACUGGACGACAAGGGAUGGAUCUCUGGAUGUUUGUUGUGUUCUGUCUAUUUCCUCUGAAAU